Messenger RNA from Drosophila nasuta, 1715 nucleotides. RefSeq names its product casein kinase I. Gene Ontology annotation, biological process: protein phosphorylation. Gene Ontology annotation, molecular function: ATP binding; protein kinase activity. The transcript has a single exon. The record is from RefSeq and is a predicted model, not a curated record. NCBI's taxonomy places the organism in Eukaryota, Metazoa, Arthropoda, Insecta, Diptera, Drosophilidae. Bases 102 to 1277 code for a protein of 391 amino acids.
GUGGAGUUGCCCCACACAACAAGUCAUGCUAGUCAUGUCUAGCAACACAUUCAAUACAUUUCUUUAACAUCAAGUCCAACACAAAAGCUGAAGGCUGAAGCAUGGCGCAACGAUGCGCUAAUGAUUGUCAAUCUGAGCAGCAGGCAAUGCGACGUCAUCGUCAGCAUCGAGAGCUGCACGGAGAUCAAGGACAUCAGGAGGCAUCGCAGGCUAAGCUACCGCCGGGUAAAUUGGGCAAACAGGUGCCACCCAAUAGCAUUGUCGGUGGCAGAUACCGACUGUUGAGUCCCUUGGGCUGUGGAUCCUUUGGGGAACUGUAUCGAGCCAUCAGCGUGCAGACUGGCGAGGAGGUUGCCGUCAAGUUGGAGUGCACCAAUGUCAGAUAUCCGCAGCUGCCGCGCGAGGGAAAGAUCUAUAAUAUACUGCGGGGUGGAAUUGGAUUUCCACGCGUCCGCUACUUUGGCACCGAGAGCAACUACAAUGUGUUGGUUGUGGACUUGUUGGGUCCCACUCUGGAGGAUUUGUUGAACUUUUGUGCACGCAGUUUUAGCCUGAAGACAACACUAAUGCUGGCCGAUCAGAUACUGGCACGUGUCGAGUACUUGCACAUGAAUUGUCUGCUGCAUCGCGACAUCAAGCCGGAGAACUUCCUCAUGGGUCUGGGCAGUCAGCGCACUCGCGUCUUCAUGAUUGAUUUCGGCCUGGCCAAGCGUUACUAUCGCCCCAGCAUCCGCAAGCACAUCGCCUACAAUGAGCGACACGAGCUUGUUGGCACCGCUCGCUACGCCUCGGUGCACGCCCACUUUGCGGAGCAGGGACGUCGCGAUGACCUGGAAUCUGUGGGCUACUUGCUGCUCUACUUUUUGCGUGGUCGCCUGCCCUGGCAGGGACUUAAUGCAGAGACACGUGUACAGAAGUAUGAGAAGAUUGCCGAAAGCAAAUCCACUUUGGAAUUAAGUGCUCUAUGUGCUGGGGUGCCGUCAGAGUUUCACAUUUACAUGAAAUACUGUCGCGGUCUGCACUUUACCGAGCAGCCAGACUAUGUGUUUUUGCGUCAACUGUUUAAGAAACUCUUUCGCAGUCACUUUCUGCUCUACGACUAUCUGUACGAUUGGGUGGACAUCAAGCUGGAGAUGGCUCAACAAAGGAACCGAAUAACUCAGAAAUACGAUAAGGAUAAGGAGCGAAAUCGAAGGAGGGAACGUAAAUCAAUGGCACGUCAGCCUCAUCAUCAUCACCCUCUUGAGGAGCAGCCGCGGGAAAAGGUUGGGGAGUGAGAAGUCGCCUUUUUAAUUAACUGCAAGCUAACUAUGUUUGGCAUGCUUUUAUCCAUUACCCGUUAUCCGUUCAACGUGUGUGUUGUUAGUCAGUGUGUUGGUGUGAGGAAGAUAAUGAUUGUGAGAGGGAGAGAGAUACCGACCGCCGUCUAUCCUUUGUUUAUCAAAUCAAUAGCUCAUCGCAUAAUUGGCAACCAUUCGGCGAACCUCAAACUCUCGCAACUUUUUUUGUCUCAUCAUCGCGGAGUUUUGUCUUUUGGUCUCCGUGAAAUCUGAAUACUCUUCUGUUAUUCAUAGCAUGUUUAGCUCACUCUGCUCUGCUAUACUAAUUGUAUAAUAGUUUGGCUAAUAUUGUUCUUUCAAUUUACUUUAUCUGUAAAAUUGUUGAUUUCUGGCAGUAUUAAAACACUAAAAAUAAUAAAAAAAAAUAUUUCAAAA